Molecule: messenger RNA, 1117 nt
Organism: Cicer arietinum (chickpea)
Lineage: Eukaryota; Viridiplantae; Streptophyta; Magnoliopsida; Fabales; Fabaceae
Product: endochitinase
Biological process (GO): defense response to fungus; cell wall macromolecule catabolic process; carbohydrate metabolic process
Molecular function (GO): chitinase activity; chitin binding
Source: RefSeq, a predicted model, not a curated record
CAUUCAUGUCACACACCAAACCGACUCCACUGAUCAAAGAUGAGAAACACAAAAUUGUCUUGUUUAAUACUAUGUUUACUACCUUUCUUUCUUGUUGCCAAAGCAGAGCAAUGUGGAACACAAGCUAGUGGAGCUGUGUGUCCAAAUGGAUUAUGUUGCAGCCAACAUGGUUAUUGUGGUACCACUGAUCCUUAUUGUGGACAAGGUUGUCAAAGCCAAUGUAAAUCUUCAUCAACACCAACACCAAUACCACCUAGUACCGGUGGAGGAGAUGUCGGAAGGCUUGUUCCUUCUUCUCUGUUCGAACAAAUGCUUAAAUAUCGAAAUGAUGGACGGUGUCCUGGACAUGGAUUUUAUACUUACGAUGCUUUCAUUGCUGCUGCUCAAUCUUUUAAUGGAUUUGGUACAACUGGUGAUGAUACCACUCGUAAGAGGGAACUUGCUGCUUUCUUCGCUCAAACUUCUCAUGAAACCACAGGAGGGUGGGCAAGUGCACCAGACGGUCCAUAUGCGUGGGGUUAUUGUUUUGUGAAUGAAAAUAGUCAAGAAAACUAUUGUACAUCAAAAGAUUGGCCAUGUCCUCCUGGAAAAAGUUACCAUGGCAGAGGACCUAUCCAACUCACUCAUAACUACAACUAUGGUGAAGCGGGUAAAGUGAUUGGUGAAGAUUUGAUAAACAAUCCCGAUUUAGUGUCCACAAACCCAACUGUGUCAUUCAAAACAGCCAUAUGGUUUUGGAUGACCCCACAGGCAAACAAGCCAUCAAGCCAUGAUGUCAUUAUUGGAAAAUGGACGCCAUCUAAUGAUGACAGCUCAGCCGGGCGGGUCCCCGGAUAUGGCGUUAUCACCAACAUAAUCAACGGUGGGAUUGAGUGUGGGCAUGGUCAAGAUGAUAAGGUCGAUGAUCGGGUUGGGUUCUUUAGAAGGUAUUGUCAAUUAUUGGGUGUCAACCCUGGUGAUAACUUGGAUUGUAACAAUCAAAGGCCAUUUGCUUAACAAAAUUACUUAUGUUAAUGUUAAUAUAAAGUAUAAGGGAUCACAAUGAAUGAAUGAUCUUCCUACAUGUAACAACCUUUUUGCUAAAUAAAAUUGCUACCAUAUGGUUUGAAUUAAAUAA